AUGCCGCGGUAUCUUGCAGCAAUGACGUGUCACCUCUUUGUAUAUUGCUCUCAAGCUACUUUGAGCGAGACUUCUCAGACUAAGUGGAACGAAGCGCACAGCAGCGCGGCUCGUGGUGCACUUCAAUUGAUCAUGAUGAUGGCUAUGAUUCCAUCGCCUGUGGUAUCGUGGUCUAGCCCAAGUCCGGCAAAGAUGCGCCUCGUCGGCAACGAGCACGAUCCUAGGGCGAGAUCGUCAUCGUCACCAAUGCCUGUGCAGCGGCUGCUCAAAGUGGUCCAUGUUCCAUACGCCCACGUCAGAUGUACCCCCUUCUGUCUACCUUCAGAAGGCGACAAAGAUGCUAUAAUGAGAAUCAUAAGAAAUCAUAGCAGCCAGGAAACGUUUUCACUACCCUUGCUCUGUAUUGGCCAGGCCGGAGCUAAUGGAGGCCGAGUAGACAGAUGUAUAGGAGUGGGAGGGCUGGGGCCACGUGUAGACGGACCAACAGCAGCCAUGCCCAGCGCUCUUGUGUGA
Messenger RNA from Pseudovirgaria hyperparasitica, 513 nucleotides. RefSeq lists its product as uncharacterized. The coding region runs from base 1 to 513 and encodes 170 amino acids. NCBI's taxonomy places the organism in Eukaryota, Fungi, Ascomycota, Dothideomycetes, Acrospermales, Acrospermaceae. The transcript has 3 exons. The record is from RefSeq and is a predicted model, not a curated record.